Molecule: messenger RNA, 4984 nt
Organism: Python bivittatus (Burmese python)
Lineage: Eukaryota; Metazoa; Chordata; Lepidosauria; Squamata; Pythonidae
Gene: LMOD1
Product: leiomodin 1
Biological process (GO): actin filament organization; pointed-end actin filament capping; myofibril assembly
Cellular component (GO): cytoskeleton; myofibril; striated muscle thin filament
Molecular function (GO): actin binding; tropomyosin binding
Source: RefSeq, a predicted model, not a curated record
UACAUCUGCAUGGCCAGUAUAAUCCAGGCUGUAGAGAAGGUUUGGUUUCUGACACAUAACAUUUCAACACCUCUACAGUAUCAGAAAGAAGAACCCGGCUUUACAGAAAUCCUAACUCUCUGGGGAUUUCUUAGCUUGCUUUUUCAUAGAUACACAAUCACAUAUACUCACAUAUAUCGCCUCUUGCAAGCUGCCGUGUCCUCUUGCAAGCUGCCGAGAUGUCCAGAGUAGCCAAAUACCGGCGGCAAGUCAGUGAGGAUCCAGAUAUUGACAACUUACUGUCCACUUUGUCUCCAGAGGAGAUGGAGGAGCUAGAGAAAGAGCUGGAUGCAUCCGAGACAGAUGGGAGCAUCCCGGUGGGCCUCGAGCACGUGGGCGAAACUGACAAGCCAUUGAGUGGCAGGUGCAAGCGAGAGGAAACACUCAGCUCUCGGGAAAAGGAGACCAAGAAACAUACUCCGAAGGAGCAGUCAGUGAAUGAAGCAACAGCAACAGAGAAAAAGAAAGAGGCAAAGAUUCUCGAAGACAAGCGUAAGGAACCUUACAGCAGAGAUCUGAAAAAAAGUAGACCUUCUGAUCUGAUAAAAGAAGGAAAAGAAGAAGAACAGGUCCACAAAGCAAAUCAGAAGGGAAAGGAUGAAACAGACAGCAACAAGAAAAUGGGACUAGCUAAAGACGAGAAAACCAGUAAGGAUGAAAAAAGGUUCUCCAGAGAGAAAGAAAAAUCCGUGGCAGCAGAUAAAAAUGUAAAAGGCCAGGUGAGAGGGGAAGAAAGAGGUAAACUGCUAAAGAGCAAGUCAGUAGAAGAUAAAGGAAAAGAAGAGAGGGCAGCAGAACAUAAGAGAGGGACUGGGUGGGACAGAAAGAUUGAAGAUAAAAAAGAAUAUGAAAAAAUGGGAGAAAGAAGAUCAGCUUUAAAGCAAGACUCAAAGAGAGAAGAUAAAAAAGAACCCCCCAAAGCAAGAGAAAUAAGUUCAGCUACAAAGCCAGGCUCAAAGGUUGGCACUGAAGAGAAAUUGCUGAGUGAUAGUAAAGGAAUUCCAGAGACAAAAGUCUCAAUUUUAGAGCAAGAGAACAUGAUCCAGGAGCCUCCUGAUAGCAGCCCUUCUAAAUCUGCAGAUAGUUCUUCAAGCCAGAGCAAGGAGGAUGAAGCCACCAGCAUCUUUGAUGAACCCUUGGAAAAGAUUAAGAAUAAUGACCCGGAGAUGGUAGAAGUUAACAUCAAUAAUUCUGACUGCAUCAACAAUGAGAUCCUGGUACGCUUUGCUGAGGCCUUGGAAUUCAACACCGUGGUCAAGGUCUUUGCCCUGGCCAACACACGUGCUGAUGAUCAUGUUGCAUUUGCCAUUGCCAUCAUGUUAAAGUCCAACAAGUCACUGACAAGCAUAAACCUGGAUUCCAAUCAUAUCACAGGCAAAGGGAUUCUGGCCAUCUUUCGUGCACUGCUGCAGAACAACACUCUGACUGAGCUGCGCUUUCACAAUCAGAGACAUAUUUGUGGAGGGAAGACUGAGAUGGAGAUAGCCAAGCUGCUGAAAGAGAACAUCACUUUACUGAAACUGGGCUACCACUUUGAACUAGCUGGGCCACGCAUGACAGUCACAAACCUGCUAAGCAGGAAUAUGGACAAACAACGACAGAAACGCUUACAACAGCAGAAACAGGCUCAAGAAAAGGUGGAGAAGAAGGACUUCCUUGAGGUGCCAAAGGCAGGAUGCUUGCCAGCUGGCUCACCAAAGAGUUCUCCAAAACCAUCCCCCAAAACCUCCCCUUGGUCUUCCCCUAAAGCUCCUCCUAAGAAAACUGGCACCCCAGAUGCUCCUCCCCCACCACCCCCUCUAGCCCCUCCACCUGCUCCUCCCUUGAUUAAUGAAAACUUACGCUUGUCCCUUUCUCCGGCCACUCAGAGGAAGAUGGUAGAGAAAGCGCUUCCUCCCCAGGAGAAGAAUUCCAGAGAUCAACUUCUGGCUGCCAUUCGCUCUAGCAACAAGAAGCAGUUGAAGAAGGUGGAUGUUCCCAAGUUACUUCAAUAGUAGGGAAAAGAAUCUAGAUUUCUUGGACAGAUGAGAUUGCCAAGGCUGAAUCACUGUGUUUGUCUCUCGGGUGACUGUUUACAUGAGAAGAACUCAGCAGAGUAACAGCCCGCCCUGCAUUAGUCCCAGAUGAACAGUGUUCUCUGUGGGAUUAAUUUGGAUAAAGGAAUUAGAUGGUUUGCCAAGAGGCAAUGUUACCAGGAAGAAGUAAUAUUUAUUUUUAGCGCUUUUUAAUAAUGAAACUUGUUUUUCUCCUGAGAAGGGUCUGCAGAUAUGGUAUAUUUGGGCUUUUUGUCUAAUUUUCAUUGCGGUAGCUCAGAAGGUAAAGGGGCAAAUAUUGUCACUCUUGAAGAAGUCUGAAUUUGGGGCAUCUCUGCUUAUCUCACCAUUUCCCAGGCAGCAACACUGCAGUCACCUGCCACUAUGAACACUGAAAGAGCUACACUGGAGUAGCAGCAGCAUGAGAAGGUAUACAGCAUACUUUCAACACGAGAAGAUUCCAAAUGAAGCUGUUACAUUUGUACCCUUUGCUGCUGGACUGAAGUGGCAAUGCCAUGGUCUAUUAUGUCUGGAAUAAUGUAUACUGAAGCAGGAGAGUGGAGGAGAAAUCAUGGAGACAUAACCCAUUGUCCAAUGUCUCUGUGACCUCAAGGAUUCCAUUUCUCUGAUAGUGGAAAAGCAAAAAUAAAUUUGUAUAGGCCAUGGCUCCUUUGGUGGAAAGAGAUGGGUAUGAGUUUUGCAUUUGAUUGCCGAAGACCUCUUAUGGUGCCAUGAAUGUAGCUGCAAGCAAGGGCAGCUGAACGGAUUGCAUUACUGCCAGGUGGAGGGCCAUGCUGCUUCUAUCUCUGAAGUAAGCAGCAACUUCCCAGCCUCAUUUUAGAAUACCUAAUCGUAGAAUUCAAAUAGGAGAACAAGAACAAGCUUAGCUGUGGGUGGGAAGUAAUGGAAAAGGCAAGCAGUCUACAUGUAUAAUGGGCUGAAUUUUGGAAGCUCAAAUUUGAAAAAAUUCGGGCAGCAUCUCUAGAACUUGGGGCAAACAAUCAGUUUGAGCUCUAACUAAUCAAGUGGGCAAUAACUAGAAGAUCACAUCAAACAUCUGUCAAGACAUUCAUUUACUACAGACAUGGGAUAAAAUUUGGGGACCAGAAGGUUUCUAUAAUAGUUCUUUUUAAAACAAUAUGCUGGUUUAUGGAAAGAAACACUCUGAAGGAAGAGACAUUGAUGAUUUUCAGAUCUGUGUUUUUGAAAUGCCCAUCAGUAAGCCUUGUUAUGUGGACUUUGAGAAUGCUGUCUCUUCCACCCACUCUAUGUGUCAGCUUCCCUUCCUUGUCACUUCAGUCUUCUUUCCCGCUAAAUGAAUCCCAAGUCAUGAAUUAUAUUUUAGCAUAAUGGCUGCCAAAUACUUUCCUGGUAAUAUAUGAUUAUUUAGCAUCACAUGGUGGUUGGAUCAAUGGGUGCAUCCGACCUCAUCAAUCCUGAUGGAGUACCCAUAAUAUUCAGGCUAUGCAGGGGGUGCUGAUAAGACUGAAGUUGGUCACCAGCAAGUAUUUUUGAAGUGGCAAAUAUGCCACUUGGCAUGUAUGAAGUGAGCUUGGCAUGUAUGAAGUGAGCCUGAGACUGGAAGAGUGACAGUGUUUUUAGAAAAUUGCUGAAUCUCUGUUUUCAGUCUCAAGAAGUAGCACUUUUUUUCCCCCUCACUGUCUUCCCCAGUCUGGCUCUUCUGUGUGUGUUGGGCUAUGGUACUGAUCAUCCCCAAUCAUUAGCCAUGUGCUAAAUAUGACAUUGUAACCCAACACAUCUAGAGGAUAUAAGGUUUGGGGCACAGCUUUGAAUGAAGUAGAUACCAUACGCAGCAUGAACUGGACACGGAGCACAGAACAUUUCACUUGCAGAAGAAUGUGCAAGAUGAGAACUGUUGAAACAAUAUGACAGUACUGUGGUGAUUAAAGGGACCAUUUCCUUGCCCUAUGAAGAGUAAUGAAGAAAGAACAACUCCAUCAGCAAAACAGUUCAGCUUCCUGGUAGGCUUAGUAGUUUCCUGUAUCUAAAUCCAAGUAUUGAACUCGACUAAUUUAUGGUUCAGGCUGUAAAUUAAAACAUGUUUUUGCAUUUACAUGGCUUUAAGAGAUUAAUAUAUAGAUGAAUAGAUAUAUCUAACUUUUUGUGGAGCAGUGUUUCAUGGCUCACACAAAAUGCCAAAGCAUAUCUGCACUGAGAUAAUGCCAGGGGUGCAAAUGUAAACAAUUAGAAGUUUUUCAUUUUCUAGUCUAUUUCCGUCAACAUCCAAAUAAGGAGACGCACUGAGGCAUUCUCAGGAGCCUGAUAGAAAGCAGCAAGAAUUCAUACCUAUUAACAGAGAUAGAGCUCCGUCUCCCAGACUGCAUAUCUUGGACUCCAUCAUUUCAAAAAGAACAAGUGGAAUUCCUAUCAUCCAGAUAUGUUGGCCUCCAGUGCCCAUCAUCUCCAGCAAGAAUGACCACUGGAGGACACCAGGCUAAUUUAUGGAGAUCAUGAUGUGGAUUCAAAAUGCAGGACACAAAUGCAAAAUAAUCAAGGCUUCAAUGCAGUGUUUAUUAGACAGUAUGUACUGGAGGGGGACCCCACAAAAAAAAUGACAACAAAGGGCUUCUUUUUCUGACCAAAUGAACAGACAAACUGAGUCAAGCAGUUCUUGUUCGCAUUUGUGAAAUGCUUGAAGAGAUGUUAUGUAUGCUUCAAUUUUAAUUCUCUUUAAAAGGCAGGGGGUAGGGGGAAAGUAUGCUUGCUGAAGCAAAAGAUAUUUUCAUCACAUUUGCAAAAAUAAUGGAAGUGAAAAAGCCAAGAGACAAACCACUUGAGUAUGAGAUCUCAAAUGCAGAUGUUGCUGCCAUUUUCAACUCUGUAACUCAUGAAUGUAGUUGCAUUAUGUAUAAAAUUACCUGUACUUUCAUUAAUAAAGCUCACAAAAUGCC